AUGGGUGAAUAUACCAAAGGCUUGCUGCCAAGCUCCGUGCCCGUGGCAGAAGCGGUUCUCAUCUUGGGUAUUACGCUUUCAGUGCUAUCCGUCUUGGUGCUGCUUGUUGUACUUGCCACGCUCUGGCUCCCCGUGGUGGGCAUGUCUAUAUCCCUCGUCACCAAGCGGCAUUUCCCGGCCGUGGCUUUUGUAGCUGCGGGUGCCGUCUUCAUUGCCGUUCACGCGGUCCUGGCCGUGCGGCAGUUUUGCUGGUGCUGCUGUGCUGGCGCUGCCUUUAAGGGGUCCUCCACAGAAAAUCCCAAAUCGGCUCUCCUGAAAUCCCCCACCAGCGGCGACACCCACGCCCAGCAAGGCCGCCUCGAUUCGCCCACGGGCAGUGCAGACCCAGCCGGACUGGAGGGCCGCAACCCCUUCCACGCCACGUAUGGGAUGUUGCCUGGGAGCUCUGUGUUUGCCUACCAGAUCUUCAUCCCUGGCGCUGAGGACCAGCUGCAACCCGGAGGAGGAGGAGGCGGCGGCGAAUCUGUCUGGGGCCAGUCGAAAUCGUCACGACAUGGCAGCCCUGGCAGCGAGGGUCGUAGCCAUGGUACAGAGCACGGCAGGAUCAGUGUGCAGCAGCGUGAGGUUGAGCAGCGGCUGCGGGGGGGGGGUAGGGUAAGAGGUGGCGCAGCUGCCUGGCAUUUGAAGCCGCAUACGGCGCUGGCGGUGGUGGUCGAUGCAACGGAUGGCAACGCUUUUGACGUAAGCAUCGCAGCUUUGUUGAAUUGCAGGCGUCGAAAAAACAAGGCAGUCUCUAAGGCGUCAUAG
This is a messenger RNA of Volvox carteri f. nagariensis, 807 nucleotides long. RefSeq lists its product as uncharacterized. Lineage: Eukaryota; Viridiplantae; Chlorophyta; Chlorophyceae; Chlamydomonadales; Volvocaceae. Bases 1 to 807 code for a protein of 268 amino acids. The record is from RefSeq and is a predicted model, not a curated record. The transcript is spliced from 7 exons.